AUGACCGUAUUUGGCGAUCAGUAUACGCCCGUCUAUGAGACUGUCACAACGACAGUGCGCAAGUACUUCCACCACCCCCCAGCUGAAGAUGACUCUGGAGAUAGCGCCGGAGACAGCACCGCCUCGCAGCUUAUACGCAUGCCUUUCUCUGGUUUGAUUAGAUCUGGAUACGUCUACGACUUUGAAAUGACGAGGCAUGCGCCGUUUGACGAAGACGAUCACCCAGAGCAGCCAGCGAGGAUUACGCGGAUACAUCAGUCCCUCUCCAAUGCCAAAUGUAUUUCGAGAAUGCUCAGGAUUGGCUCUCGUAAAGUUACUAGAGCUGAAGUGACGUUGGUCCACUCACCCGAAUACUGGGAUAGAGUUAAUUUACUCGCAUACAUCCCGGAGAUUGAGCUUAGAGCUAUGGCGUCGCUGCAUGAGCGUAUGUCUGUAUACGUUAAUCCAAUGACUUCCUACGCUGCUCUUCUCUCGGCUGGUAGUCUGUUAGAGCUCACAAAGGCUGUAUGCGACGAGCGUAUCCGCAACGGCUUUGCCAUCAUCAGACCUCCUGGCCACCACGCCGAGCCCGAGCAGAUGAUGGGCUUCUCUUUCUUCAACAAUGCAAGCAUAGCGGCGCGCUGGGCGCAGAAGAACUACCCCAACUCUAUCAAAAAGGUCUUGAUUCUUGAUUGGGAUGUACAUCAUGGCAACGGUACACAGAGGGCCUUUUACGAUGAUCCAAGUGUGCUUUACGUUUCCCUGCAUCGCUACGAGAACGGCACGUUCUAUCCUGGCAGUGAUUUUGGCGGUAUGAGCAUGACCGGUAGUGGUGCCGGCGAGGGAUAUUCUGUCAACAUACCUUGGCCUCAUGCGGGUAUGGGCGACUCAGAGUAUCUUCAAGCCUUCAAUCAAGUCGUCAUGCCGAUAUCGCAGGAAUUCGCGCCAGAUUUGGUGAUAGUAUCUGCGGGAUACGACGCAGCCAUCAACGACCCACUGGGUGAAAACCUGAUAACACCUACAGGAUAUGCGCAAAUGACGCACCAGCUGAGUAGUCUUGCGGGUGGAAAGAUGAUUGUCGCACUUGAGGGAGGAUAUAACCUCGACUCUAUUGCAACGUCUGCAACAUCCACCACGCAAACAUUGUUGGGAGAAAUACCUCCGCAGCCACUUUUCAACACAGUGGCAAAAGAAACGGCUAUGGAAACUCUCCAUGACGUCUGCAUGGUUCAAUCAAAGUAUUGGAGGUCUAUAUCACCACGUUCAAUAUCCAACAACGCUACUAAAGCUUCUACGGAAAGCGUCAUUUCUAUGUACGAAUUGUUGUCGAAAUAUCGUCAGCAGCUGCUUUACGAAAAGUACAGCAUGUUCAGCUUAGAUGUUACGGACGAGUAUAUAAGAGACAGAUUCAAAAAUCAAGUUAUGGCCACCAGCGAUCUCUACAACAUAGACACACUCCUAAUCAAUGUUCACGACUUUGGCAAUCUACUCUUUGAGAGUAAGAAUAGCGGCGAGAUCAACCUCGAUAAGUCGUUCCUGGUAGAUACAACUGACAAGAUACUGCAACUGGCCAAGGAGAAAGGAUGGGGGGUGAUUGAUGUAAAUAUCUUCCACAAUUUCGCCAACCAAGCCCGUCAAACGAGAUUAUUCCGAAGUCAAGUAGAUCCAGUUAAAGAUUUGCUGAUAUGGCUGUGGGAUAGCUUUGUUGAUCUCGCCAAACCCGAAAUGAAAGUGGUGUUUGUUGGGUUCGGCAGUGCUUGUCCUGCGUUGACGAGAUUCUUCGAAAGCCGCAGCUCGAGUAUACAAAACCGGGUUAUGUCCAACAUAUACAUUCCUGGUAUGCUAGACGUACCUCGGAUAUUGAAGAUAAUGAGGGAAUGGUACGAAUUCAAGACACUCGUUCUCAUACCGUCGAAUCAUGACCACGUGGAGAACGGUAAACAGUUUAAGAGUUUUGGGAAGGUGUUGAUCAGCGAGGAGUCUAGUAGCUGGGUGUUGGUUGAAAGGCAUUUGAGUGAUAUUAUGGCGUGGAUCAGUAGUAGGAGCAGCGUGUUGGAACAAGGCAACGAGAUGGAGGUGUGA
Messenger RNA from Wallemia ichthyophaga EXF-994, 2061 nucleotides. RefSeq names its product Histone deacetylase clr3. Gene Ontology annotation, biological process: chromatin organization. The transcript has 7 exons. The record is from RefSeq and is a predicted model, not a curated record. Gene Ontology annotation, molecular function: histone deacetylase activity. Lineage: Eukaryota; Fungi; Basidiomycota; Wallemiomycetes; Wallemiales; Wallemiaceae. Gene Ontology annotation, cellular component: histone deacetylase complex. The coding region runs from base 1 to 2061 and encodes 686 amino acids.